Mangifera indica (mango) is the source of this 1904-nucleotide messenger RNA. RefSeq names its product pentatricopeptide repeat-containing protein At3g42630. The transcript is spliced from 2 exons. The record is from RefSeq and is a predicted model, not a curated record. Gene Ontology annotation, molecular function: protein binding. NCBI's taxonomy places the organism in Eukaryota, Viridiplantae, Streptophyta, Magnoliopsida, Sapindales, Anacardiaceae. The coding region runs from base 510 to 1769 and encodes 419 amino acids.
CAAACCCCAAAGUUGCGUCGGUUGACCCUUUUUACCUCCCAUCUGUUUUUUUAUCCCCCACUUCUCCUAUAAGUGGCAAUUGGCUCACCGCCCACAGUAACUGCAAUCGCCAUUCAUUAAUUGACAACACACAAUUCAUUACGCCCUUAUCUGGGUUUCGACUUUCUUUACUAUCUUUGCCAUUUGUACUUGUUUUCAUUGGUUCUGCCCUUCUGCUUUGUGGGCAUUUUGGUGUUUCUUGCUUGUGCGACUGAUUUAAUCAAUGGGUUUCUGUUUUAGCAGUGAUUUUCUGUUUGAAAAUCAGAGUUCAAAUCCUGGUUUUGGUGAUUUCUUUGUAGAUUCAUAGUCUUCGUUCAUUGUCUUUGCAUGUUUUAGCUCCUAUAGCUUGCAAAAAAACUUACAUGUUAACUGUGCUCAAGCAGUGUUUAGCAGCCAGUCAUUGAAAAUUUGUUAUGAAGUUUCUAUUUUAAUUUCUCUUGCUCUGUUUAAUUAAUAAAUAAGAGUUAAAAAUGGAAACUCUUCCUCUCCGCAUGAUGGGAUCUGCGAAUUUGAAGAGUUGUGAGGUUCAUUGCUGCCAAGUCCACCCAAAGCACGGAGGUUUAGACCGCAAGAAAACACAAUAUCGGAGGCAGGGAGCAAUUGUCAAAAUCAAGAAUACCUUUGUGGAUUGUGCUUAUUUGGUACAAAAACUAAGAGGAAAAGAGACGACUCAUCUAACUGAGGAGGUUUUACUUGAGAUGAAAACUGAAGGCUCUUUACCAGAAAUCUCCACCCUGCCAGCUUUGAUGUUUUGUUAUGCAGAUAAUGGCCUUUUCCCCCAGGCUCAGGCGAUUUGGGAGAUGCUAUUGAAUAGCUCGUUUGUGCUGACAAUUAACAUAAUUUCUGAAUUGAUGGAUGCUUAUGGGAGGAUGGGACAAUAUAAUGAGGUAAUAAAAAUUUUGGAUCAGUUAAGUUCAAGAAAUUUCAGCUUACUGCCUCAAGCAUACUCAGCCGCUAUCUCUUGCUUUGGGAACCUAGGACAGCUUGAGCUAAUGGAAAAUACAUUGAAGGAAAUGGUUUCAAGGGGUUUGCCGGUGGAUUCUACCAUGGGAAAUGCCUUGAUUAAACAUUAUAGCACUUUUGGGUCAUUAACACAGAUGGAGACUGCUUGUGGUUUUCUUAAAAGUUCUAGACAUCUUAUUGAUAAAGAAGGAAUCAAAGCAGUGUCGUCCGCCUAUCUGAAGGAGAAAAAGUUCUACAGAUUAGGAACAUUCUUGAAGAAUGUCGGUCUUGGAAGGAAAGAUGUGGGAAAUCUUCUUUGGAACUAUCUGUUGUUAUCAUAUGCUGCAAAUUUCAAAAUGAAAAGCUUGCAAAGAGAAUUUAUGAACAUGUUAGAAGCUGGUUUUCGUCCUGAUCUCACUACAUUUAACAUAAGAGCUGUGGCCUUUUCAAAAAUGGCUUUGUUCUGGGAUCUCCACCUUAGCCUUGAGCAUAUGAAACAGGAAAAUGUUGUUCCUGAUCUAGUGACCUAUGGUUGUGUUGUUGAUGCUUACUUGGAUAAAAGACUUGGAAGAAAUUUGGAUUUUGCUCUCUCUAAAAUGAAUGUCGAUGAUUCUCCGCAGGUAUCAACAGAUCCAUUGACAUUUGAAGCUUUUGGUAAGGGGGACUUCCACUCAAGCGUAGAGGCCUUUAUGGAGUUUAGUAGGCAGAGAAAAUGGACUUACAGGAAACUAAUUGCAGUAUAUCUCAAGAAACAAUUCCGGCGAAACCAGAUUUUUUGGAAUUACUGACUUGCUGGCUGUGUCUGAGCAUGUAUGAAUAAUAAUUUAGGUUCACAAAACCAUUUUGUUUUUAGUGCAUACAUGGAUGAAGCUUUAGAUUUUUGGCUCAAUUGAAUAAAAAAUAGCAGUGCUAAGCACAAACAA